GGAUUUAGGAUAAACUCCACGAAGCUCCAAACGUAGGUCAGACAGCAGGCAGCAGCGUUGAGCAGCGUUUACGUAUACAAAUAAGAGUUGAGAGUGAGGAAAGCCCAAUGUGACGAGAGUAGGUCAAUCCACCUUGAGUAGGUCAAUCCACUUAAUCCACCUUGCCCUUCACAAGUUCCCUUUUGGGACGUCUCGCUGGUUCUAUCCACUCUCCAGAGAGCUCCCUUUGAACCUUUGUUUUCAGUUGAGCUGAAGUUUCUAUCUUUGAAGACUGCGCUCCUGAUGGUCUUGACUUCAAUUGUUGGGGACCUACAGGCUUUUUCCAUUGACGAAGUGUGCCUGGAAUUCAGGCCGGCUGUUUUUCAGACCCCAGCCUGGAUAUGUGCCCAAAGUUCCCACCACUCCAUUCAGGGAUCAGGUGAUGAACUUGCAAGCACUGCCCCUGGAAGAGGCAGACCCAGCCCUGGUGCUGCUUUGUCCAGUACAUGCUCUCUGCACUUACAUAGACAGAACUCAGUGCUUCAGGACCUCAGACCAGCUCUUUGUCUGUUAUGGAGGUCAGCAGAAAGGGAAGGCUGUCUUCAAGCAGAGGUUAGCCCACUGGUUAGUGGAUGCUAUUGUCAUAGCCUACCAGGCUCGAGACUUGCCAUGUCCCCUGGGGGUGAAAGCUCACUCCACUAGGAGUGUAGUCUCCUCCUGGGCGUUGGCGCACGGUGCCUUGCUAACAGAUAUUUGUAGAGCUGCGGGCUGGGCGACACCUAACACAUUUGCGAGAUUUUAUAAUCUCAGUGUAGAGCGAGUAUUCUCCUGUAUACUCACCCCUUCGGGCCAUUAGCUGGAUCUGCUCUGUGUCAUUCGCUUACUGCACCGUUCCACUCUACAGAUUGGAUGCGUGCGCUAUUUCCUUAGAUGAGUUCCACUGUUAGAACCCUGGGUUCCUCCAGCACCGCAUAGCGGUAAUAAGAAUCGGAGGGAACCAACCCACAGGGUGGAGUUACACAUCAGAGAUGGAAAGUGGCUUGCCAAGAGAAGACAUACUCUCCAAAGGAGACUUAAAGUGGAAUACACACGUGGGAUCAAGAGGGGAACCCAACACAUGGAAUCACCUGGUCUAACAAGGGCUGACCGAAGAGGCAAGCACGCAAGUAAAGACAUCUGUAAAAAGCACUAUAUAAAUAAAGGUGACUUGAACUUCACAGAGUAAAAAUGAAAUUUAUUAUGUACUGGAACUGAGAACAAAACUCCACACUUUGGGGCAGCUAUCUAUGGAGAAUUUGUUACAGGUUCAGGACAAACAAAGCCUGCUGUACAACAGCGGAACCAAUUUACAUAAAUUUUCUCUGGGAGAUAAAGUGCUUGUAUUACUUCCAUUUUCGAUGGAUUCUAGAUUACUUGCAAAGUGGCAACGACCGUUUGAGGUUACACAGCAAUUCGGGGAUCUCGAUUAUGAGGUGGUGCGGUCAGAUAGGAGCGGGGCAUGUCAAAUUUAUCACCUCAACCUCCUAAAAACAUGGAGUGAGGUGCAAUCAGUGGUGCUGACGACGGUAGUGAGUGGAGAAGAGGAUCUUGGGCCAGAAGUAAGCACCAAAACUCAAUCUCUCGCAUUGGCCCAGGGAGGAGAUCAUAUCUCGCCCUCCCAGCUCUCUGAUGUGUCCAAGUUGCAAGCAGAAUUUGCUGAUGUGUUCUCGCUCCUACCUGGUCGAACGAAUCUCAUUGAGCACCAUAUUGAGACCGAGCCUGGCAAUACGAAGUCGGCCGUAUCGUUUACCUGAACACAAGAAAAAAGUAGAAAUGGGGGUAAUAGAAGAAUCCAACAGUGAUUAGGCGAGCCCGAUAGUUUUAGUUCCUAAAACAGAUGGCUCGAUUCGAUUCAGUGUGGAUUACCGCAAACGAAGAAGCGUGCGGUUGGGCGUGUGGAGGUCAGGAAUCUGGGUUUCCACUUGAGUCACGGACAAGUGCAUCCCCAAAUAUAUAAGAUGGCAGCAGUUGGAACUUGUCCAAAACCUAAGACCGAAAAGGAGGUAAGAUAGUUCCUGGUGCUGGCAGGAUAUUAAAGAAGGUUUGUGCCUAAUCAUUCUGACCUCACCAGCCCGCUGACUGAUUGCACUAAAAAGGAAGCACCAGAGCUGGUCCAGUGGAUGGAGCUGUGUAAUCAGACUUUUAUCCAAGUGAAGGCUGCUCUAUGUGGUGGACCGCUUUAGCACCAUAGAGAAUCAGGUGGCCAUCAGGUGGGCUGUCCUCACCCUUUGCUAUUAUCUCCUGGGACGGGAGUUCACCCUCUGUUCGGACCACACCCCUCCGCAGUGGCUCCAAGACAGGAAGGAUACCUAUGCAUGGAUCACUCGUUGGUAUCUAGCAUUAUAGCCCUUUAAAUUCCAGUCCUGAUGGAAGAGAACGAGGAGAAUGAAGAACUGAGUGAAGUGGAGGAGAAACAUCAUGUCAAACCUGGAAAAAAACAUUUAAGUCACUCAAAGACUAAAAAGACAUUUUUAGAGAAAAGAAGAGCCAAGACCUCUACAACCUGCACUCAGUUUGGAAAGAGUUUCACAUACAAACAUAAUCUUGAACGUCACAUGAGUAUCCACACAGGAGAGAAGCCAUUCACAUGUGAUCAAUGUGGGAAGAGCUUCAUCCAAAAAGCAUCUCUUAAUCAACACGUGGGAAUUCACACUCGAGAGAAGCCUUAUGUAUGCCAUCAAUGUGGGAAGAGUUUCAGUCAAUCAACACAACUAACGAUACACGUGAGAAUCCACACCGGAGAAAAGCUAUUCGUAUGUCAUCAGUGUGGGAAGAGAUUCAUAGACCAAAGAAUAUCUUAAGCUUCACAUGAAGAUCCACACUGGAGAGAAGACGUACACAUGCCAUGACUGCGGAAGUAUAUUUCUUAGGGCAUCAAACCUGAAGAAACACCUGACAGUUCAUACGAAGGAGAAGCCACAUUCAUGUUCUGUGUGUGGAAAGAGUUUUUUGCAGCUGUGUAGUUUACAAGAGCAUGAGAAAAUUCAUAAUGAUGUGAGAGAGUACAUGUGCUUUGAGUGUGAGAAGACUUUUACUUCAGGAAGCCGUUUAAAACUGCACCAGAGAAUUCACACUGGAGAAAAACCUUUCAAGUGUUCACACUGUGACAAGAGAUUCAGUCUGUCAGGACAUCUGAAAACACAUGAGAGGAUCCACACUGGAGAAAAACCUUUCAAGUGUUCACACUGUGACAAGAGAUUCAGUCUGUCAGGACAUCUGAAAACACAUGAGAGGAUCCACACUGGAGAAAAACCUUUCAAGUGUUCACACUGUGACAAGAGAUUCAGUCUGUUAGCAAAUCUGAAAUCACAUGAGAGGAUCCACACAGGAGAAAAACCUUACAAGUGUUCACACUGUGACAAGAGAUUCACUCAGUCAGGAAAUCUGAAAACACAUGAGAUGAUCCACACUGAAGAAAAACCUUACAAGUGUUCACACUGUGACAAGAGAUUCAGUCAUUUAUCAUAUCUGAAAAGACAUGAGAGGGUCCACACUGGAGAAAAACCUUACAUGUGUUUACAGUGUGACAAGAGAUUCAGUCGGUCAGGACCUCUGAAAUCACAUGAGAGAAUUCACACUGGAGAAAAACCUUACAAGUGUUUACACUGUGACAAGAGAUUCAGUCAGUUAGCAGCUCUGAAAACACAUGAGAUGAUCCACAGCGGAGAGAAGCUGCACACGUGUGAUCAGUGUGGAAAGAGUUUCUCUUUUAAAAGUGACCUGAAGAUACACAUGAAGAACCAUGCAGUGGAGAAACCACAUCACAACAGUCUGAAAUCACAGAGAAGAUCCUCAAGAGAUGAACCUCCCUUUAAUCCAGCGUCACAAAACUUGUGUGAGUUGUUCUUGAAGGAGAGAAAUGAGAGGCGUUCAUCAGGAUCUGAGGAGAUCUGCAGUUUACACAGUGAGAAACUCAUACUCUUCUGUCUGGAGGACAAACAGCCUGUGUGUUUAGUGUGCAGGGAUUCACAGAAACAUGAAAAUCAUAAAUUCAGACCCAUCAGUGAAGUGGUUUCAUCACAUAAGUCUCAAGCUGAGCACACAGAGCGUCAGAUUAAACAGCAGGUUUGAGAAGCUUCAUCAGUUUCUCAGAGAUGAAGAAGAAGCUACAAUCACUGCUCUGAGGGAGGAAGAGGAGCAGAAGAAGCAUAUGAUGAAGGAGAAACUGGAGGAGAUGAACAGACACUCAACUCUUUCACACACAAUCAAAGACAUG
This is a messenger RNA of Megalobrama amblycephala (Wuchang bream), 4234 nucleotides long. Its product is annotated as zinc finger protein 501-like. Gene Ontology annotation, molecular function: DNA-binding transcription factor activity; RNA polymerase II cis-regulatory region sequence-specific DNA binding; zinc ion binding. Bases 2827 to 4089 code for a protein of 420 amino acids. Lineage: Eukaryota; Metazoa; Chordata; Actinopteri; Cypriniformes; Xenocyprididae. Gene Ontology annotation, biological process: regulation of transcription by RNA polymerase II. The record is from RefSeq and is a predicted model, not a curated record. The transcript is spliced from 4 exons.